Messenger RNA from Aureobasidium pullulans EXF-150, 7026 nucleotides. RefSeq names its product ketoacyl-synt-domain-containing protein. Gene Ontology annotation, molecular function: oxidoreductase activity; fatty acid synthase activity; 3-oxoacyl-[acyl-carrier-protein] synthase activity. The record is from RefSeq and is a predicted model, not a curated record. NCBI's taxonomy places the organism in Eukaryota, Fungi, Ascomycota, Dothideomycetes, Dothideales, Saccotheciaceae. Gene Ontology annotation, biological process: fatty acid biosynthetic process; secondary metabolite biosynthetic process. The coding region runs from base 296 to 6892 and encodes 2198 amino acids. The transcript is spliced from 4 exons.
AGGUCACUCAUUGAGACUAACUACCGAACCCAUUCUUGUGGGCUACAACUCUGCUUCUCGAAAACGCCGUGUUAUUCGAUAACCCCGUGAUAGCUUCUGUCAGAUUGAGGGAGCUCGGUACCAUUGUGAUUUGUCUGCAGCUCAAUCUGUUUUAGCAUACAUAAGCGAGCGCAUUCAAGCCUAGCGUGGGCACGCAGGUUUGACAUGGCUACCGCAAUGUCAGCGAUUGCUAAGAACAAAAAGGUCGAAGAGCCGCCAUGAUAGGCGACUACGUCUCGUGUGAAUUCCGGAUGCCAUGGCGAGUAUGCUAUCCGCCGAUACAAUUUCAGAAGUUCUUGACGAACCAAUAGCCAUUGUUGGCAUAGGCUGUCGGCUGCCUGGAGAGUCGAAUACACCGUCGAAGCUCUGGGAGAAUCUUCUCAGAGAUGGCAAAUCUGCGUGGUCGGAGAUUCCCAAAAACAGAUUCAACCUUGAUGCAUGGUAUCACCCAGACGGAAACAGACCAGGAAGCGUAAACACUCGAGGAGGAUAUUUCCUGAGCCACGAUGACAGCUUGCGCCAAUUUGAUCCAUCGUUCUUCGGGAUUAGCCCUCUUGAGGCCGCCUCAUUAGACCCCCAGCAAAGGAAAUUACUCGAAGUCGUAUAUGAGAGCUUCGAAAAUGCUGGAGCUACACUUGAUGAACUUUCUGGUUCUAAAACGUCCUGCUUUGUCGGCUGCUUUACCAACGACAUGCGUCGCAUGACCUCUAGAGAUCUUGAAUACGGGGAGCCUUACGAGAUGACCGGCUCGGACAUGACGAUACUCAGCAAUAGGAUUAAUUAUGUGUUCAAUCUGAAAGGGUCAAGCAUGACGGUUGACACAGCUUGCUCGUCAUCUCUUUACGCUCUCCAUCUCGCUUGUCAGAGUCUCAUUUCCGGAGACUCCGAAGCAGCCAUUGUCGGAGGUACCAACAUCAUCAACGACAUCGAGCAGCAUAUCGCUAGCAUACGGCUUGGAGUCCUGUCUCCAACGUCGACAUGCCACACCUUUGACGAGCGAGCGGAUGGGUUCGGCAGAGGAGAGGGCAUAUGUGCAAUCUACCUCAAGACGCUCUCCGCCGCCGUCGCGAACAAUGAUCCCAUUCGAGCUGUCAUCCGAUCUACCGCUGUCAACACCAAUGGCAGAAGUCGAGGCAUCAACCACCCCAGCGCCGAGGGACAAGAGGCAUGUAUCAGGGCAGCGUACACGAAAGCCAACCUGAAUUUCGCUGAUACUGGAUAUUUUGAGUGUCACGGUACUGGCACUCCCGUUGGCGAUCCCAUUGAGGUCAAGGCUGUUGCGAAUAUCUUUGCGCCUAGCAGGACACCACAAAACCCUUUACUUCUGGGCUCGAUCAAGACGAACAUAGGCCAUACUGAAGGUGCUAGUGGACUCGCUAGCGUGAUUAAAGCAGUUCUGAGCAUCGAGAAUGGCCAGAUACCGGCCACCGUUGGCGUAGAAAAUCUCAACCCACAAAUAGACUUCAAGGAGGGAUGCCUCAAGGUCGUUCGUGACACUGUCCCAUGGCCGAAAGGAGCGUCAAAGCGGGUGAGCAUCAAUUCAUUCGGCUAUGGUGGCGCCAAUGCACAUUGCAUUGUUGAGUCUCCCGAGAUUAUACUGGGCUCCCGCCAGCUCAUCCAUUCGGAGUCGCAAGGGCCUGAUGUGGGUGCUUCAUUGGUUCAAGUGGUCGACGAUGGCAACUCCUGCGUGGAACAAACACCCAAAAAAUACCUGUUCGUCUUCUCGGCGCACGAUCAGUCCACCCUCGACAGGAAUAUCGCUGCAUUGGCCGAUGUAGCCGAAAGUCACCACAUCGCGAGCGUCGCGUACACCCUUGCGCAAAAAAAGACGAGACACCGCCACAGAUCCUUCGCUACAGUCACGAAAGAGAGCAUUCGGUCUCAACUCUUGCCAGGACGAAUACAGCAUGUCCCUUCAAAAGUUUCCGGCAAAGUAGUGAUCGCAUUUGUCUUCACCGGUCAGGGUGCACAAUGGCCGGGUAUGGGCUAUGGACUUAUCCAACAGUAUCAUGUCGUACGCGAGACUAUGCAGACUCUUGCACUUCCCAUUCCUCCAGCAUGGCGCCUGGUUGAAGAGCUUUCUAGGUCGACAGACCAAAGUCGCAUGCACGAAACAGCACUGGCCCAACCUCUAAGUACGGCGCUCCAAAUUGCUCUAACGGUUCUGCUCCGGUCCUGGGGUGUACAGGCGCAAGCUGUCGUAGGUCAUAGUUCUGGCGAAGUAGCAGCAGCUUUUUCGGCAGGAUUAUUGACCAUCUCGGAAGCUAUCGCAGUCGCCUACUUCCGUGGUAUUGCUGUCACAAAGUAUGGCAAGCCUGGGGCCAUGAUGGCUGUCGGCCUGGGAGCCGAAGAGAUGCAGGCUCUCAUGAGAAAUCAACCCGACAUUAUGAUCGCUUGUCAAAAUUCUCCCCAGAGUGUGACACUUAGUGGCGGAGCCAUCGCAAUUUCACAAGUCCACAGUAUUCUCAGCCAGAAGGGAAUCUUUGCGCGUAUUCUCAAUACCUCACAGAAUGCUUAUCACUCCCAUUUGGUCAAAGACGCUGGCCAGUAUUACGAAAGUUCAUUCAAAUCCUCACUCCCAACCUCUCCGCCUACGUCAGCAUGCUCUGACAUCCCAAUGUACUCUUGCAUAAAGCCAAAAGUACUCACGAACUCGAACGACGUUCGCAUUGAGUAUUGGAGAGAGAACUUGGAGAGCCCAGUGAAUUUCACCCAAGCACUUUCGUCUCUGCUGGAAGCUCAUCCUACUGUCAAUUGCUUGAUAGAAAUUGGUAUGCACUCUGCACUUUCUGGUCCAAUCAAACAAAUACGGUCCUCUUUGGGUAUUGAGCCCGAAAGGCUUACUUACUUUCCCAGCAUAAUACGUGGCGAAGACAGCGUGGAGAAUGUUCUGAAGCUAGCCGGUUCCCUCUUUAGUAACGGCUACCCGAUCAAUACAGACGCCGUCAAUGCCGAGGGUGGAGAGACGGGUCAAUUCCUGCCGGACUUGCCCAAUUAUCAAUGGAACUACGAAGGCGACAUACUAUGGGCGGAGAACAGACUGAGUCGACAGCUGCGCUUCCGAAAACACCCUCGUCACGAUAUCCUUGGUAGCAUUCAACUAGGUUGCUCCUCUUUCAGCCCGUCGUGGCGUAAUAGACUGAAGCUCAAGGACGUCCCUUGGAUCUCUGAUCAUCGUAUCGGAAGUGAUGUGCUUUUCCCAGCAGCUGGCUAUUCUGCAAUGGCAAUUGAAGCAGUGACUCAGUUUGGCGAAACCUGUGGGAUGGAAAUUGGUGGCUACACAUUCCGACAUCUUUCGAUCAGAGCACCUCUUAUCAUCGCACCCGAUGGAGAAGUCGAGUCCAUGUUCGACCUUCGGAAUAUUCAUGUGUCGAGCUCAGAGAUUGGUCAAAAGAUGUUUGAGUUUAGCGUAACUUCGGUCAAUGCAGAAGACAAAUGGACUGAGCACGCUGUCGGAACAGUGCUUAUUCACGAGCUAAGAACGAACCGAGGGGUGGGCAAUGGAGAUGUCAAAGGCAUAGACUGGACGGAAAACUCGGGAAAGAGCGACGAGAAGUGGUACACCGCGCUCGCCAAGAUCGGAUUACAUUACGGACCUACCUUUCGUCCGCUGGGCAACAUCAGAACCGAUGCAGAACCGGGAACAGCAACUGCGCUUGUGAAUAUGAAAUCGACAGAAGGCGUCAUGGUCCAUGAAUCGCGCUACAUCAUACACCCGACUACGUUAGACGCUUGUAUCCAGCUUGCAGUCAUCGCGGCCUGUAAUGGCGACGUUAAAGGGAUAUGUAAAGCGUACUUACCUACAAAGAUCGACAAUCUGACAAUUUGGCAAGUACCUAACUCACCUCCACUUCCAGGCCAUGGUGUGCUGCUGAGCCAUGGCACUUGUCGCGGUACGCGUUCGGUACGUGGAGCUUCUGGACUUUUCACCACUGAGGGUCGCCCCCUGGCUCAGAUGUCGGUAUCCUUGCUCUCGCUUGAAGGGGACUUUGCCGACCAGCAGAUCGACCGGCCUCGUGAACCGUUCGCUCGACUCGUAUGGCAACCCAUUAUUGAGACCAAGGACAAAGCCGAUUCACGAACCACGCCUCCAAAGCUUGGAAAGCUCUGCCUCGUCUACAAUAAAACUCUACAACCUCUUGCUAAAGAGAUUGAGACUCUCGCAAGAAUUCAAGGCAUCGAGACUCAGAACAUCCCUCUCUCUGCUGUAGACAAGCACAUCUCUAAAGGUCAACGAGUUUUGAUGCUCGCCGAACUCGAGGGUCCACUGCUCAUCAACAUGACAGAGGGAUGUUUGAAUGCUGUGAAAACGCUGUUUAGGCUUGCUUCCUCCAUUGUGUGGGUCACUCGAGGCGGCCUUCUCCAAGGAGGACAUCCAGAGUAUUCGCUCAUCUCUGGUAUGAAAAGAUCAAUUAUUAAAGCACAGCCGUCUCUCCAAAUAUCGAGCAUUGAUAUCGAUCCUGACAAUGCUGACGAUUCGCAUUCGGCGUCUUUUAUCCUUCAACAUGAGUCAAGUUUCCACAACGAUGACAGUCGCACCCUUGAUGACGAAUUUGUCAUCUCCGCGAGCACUGCAUACACCAGUCGCUACAUCCUUGACGAUGCGCUGAACCACGAUUUUGCGCGUCAAUCUCGGCCAGAUCCAGAAAUAUGCCAGAUCAAGGAAAACCUAGAACUGACAUUUCGACAAGUCGGACGAGUCGAGAGCUUCUACUUCAAAGAAAAGCCUCUGGCACCUUCUGAUCUUGGGGCAGAUGAGGUCCAUUUGACACCCACGGUUUAUGGCAUCGGCGCACAAGAAGCUGCCAUUCUGAGAGGUACGCAAAUCGCAACCUACUUUGGCAACAUCUGCGUUGCGAUUGUGGAGCAUACUGGGCCUCAGACAAAGAAGUGUGAACCUGGUGACCGCGUCGUUUGUUUCUCUCCUAGUAACUUUGAUACCUCGCUCACUGUUCGUGAUGUUCGGUGCGAGCUACUGCGCCCUGAUGAGGACGCUGGACAUGUGGUCACAUCUGUCUUGCCAUAUUGUACAGCUGUUCAUAUCCUCGAUGAUCUGGCUCGCGUUGCUGUAGGACAAACAAUACUGAUCCACGACAUGCCAGAAGCGAUAGCUGUCGCUGUGAUACGCUAUUCUCUAACCCGUGGUUUCAAGGUGAUUUUGACAUUUGAGUCGGAAGAGAAAAAGACUCUGUUCGAGAAAGGUUGGCCAGAGGAUACGACUUGGGAGUCAUGUGUCGCCAGCUUGGGGCUGCUGGCGGACAAGGUGAACACUAUCACGGGUGGCCACGGUGUUAGUCUGGCAUUGACUCGCCCAAAAGGCUUCGAUGUGUCUGGGGUGUGGCAAUCUCUUGCGAAGCAUGGUCGUCUUGUCUACAUCUCGCAAGACUCUGAGCUACCUGAUCUUGGCCUCCUCGAUCGAUCAGUCUUUGCAAGAGGUGUCUCGAUCACGUCCUUCGAUAUGAAUGAUAUGCUUGAAACGCAGCCACAAGAAUUGGGAAAGCUAGUCAACAGAGUCCUCGGACUCCUGAGAGAUGGUGCAGUUGCUGCUAUCAAGCCGAGCUCUACAUACGAUGUAUCGGAGCUUCCAGACGCCUUUUCUGCAGUGUCGCAAAGUACCUCGACGGCGGGAACAAUUCUUGCGUAUGAUCGCCAGAGCAUGGUACCAACAAACUUGCCUCACGAACUAGUAAAAUUCGAGUCAAAGGCCUCGUAUCUGCUAAUUGGAUGUUUAGGUGGAUUGGGUCGAAGCCUUGUCAGGUGGAUGAUCUCUAGAGGUGCACGAAACUUUGUUUUCCUCUCAAGAUCGGGAGUCGAUAAGCCUGAAGCGGCAGACUUUGUUGUUGAGCUAGAGUCAGCCGGUGAAGUCACGGUCUCUGUUGUAAGUGGAGACGUGAGCAAUCGUGCUGAUGUAGAUCGAGCCAUUGCGUCGGCAAAGACGCCCAUCAGGGGAGUCAUGCAACUGGCAAUGGCGCUCGCAAGCGAUCUGUUUGAUGACAUGUCACUCGAACGCUGGCAUAAAGUGCUGGAUCCAAAAGUCAAAGGAACGAUCAAUCUACACGAAGCACUUCUGCAUGAGCCAUUGGACUUCUUUGUGAUGACCAGUUCGACACUGGGCACGAUCGGAGCUUCGACCCAAAGUAACUAUGCUGCAGCUAACGCUUUCUUGGACUCCAUGGCACGUCACAGAUGGAGCUUGGGUUUGGAAGCAUGUUCAAUUGCGCUGGGGAUGGUUGUUGGAGUCGGACACGUCGAGUCUCAUCCUGACAUUAAGGGAUCUUUCGAGCAGAGAGGUGUAUACGGUAUUCCUGAAGACGACUUCAUCGAGAUGAUGGAAGUCGCAUGCCGACCUCGAGGUUCCGUCAGAGCUUUAUCUGACCAUGAUACCUUGAGUGUCGCUCAUAUCGUCACUGGCUUAGAGCCAGGUCAACUUGUGUCAUCAAGUAUCCAACCGGCUUUCCUCGCUGAUCCCCGUUUCGAACGCAUUGCCACCGCCGUAGCCGAAAUGAAUCAACACCCUACAUCCAUGAUUUCUUCCGCCCUCAACACUACCACUCUCCUGCGCAACGCAGCUGCAGAUGGCGAAUCAGCUGUUCAUCUCGCCGUCCGCGAUCUUUUCCUCGCUCACUUCUCCAAGCUUGUAAUGGCGAAGGUGGAGAGACUUACGACCUCACUCGAUCGACCAAUGUCCGAUUUUGGAAUGGACAGUAUGGUCGUGGCGGAGCUGAGAAACUGGUGUUGGAGAGAGUUGAGAGCGGACGUGCCUUUCAUGGUACUAUUGGAGGGAGGAAUGCAAAUCGGUGCCCUUGUGGAACUGAUUUGGGAGAAGAUGGACCAUGCAAUAUGGAAGAAGUGAUGCUCGGUCUUCCUUUUUCCCUCACUCUCGCAAAUCCGACAUCGACCAAUCUUGAAGCCUGCUCAUCCCUCGAACUCCCUCAACCACGCGCACCUCUCCACCACUGAACUGCCCACUGACCACCACUCUUACUC